CUCCCUCAGUGCUUGAAUGAUUCUGGCAAAAAAGGAGUUAAGUCUAUUCUAUUCAUGGGGCAAAGCAGCCUCUCUCCUCCAAAACUAGCCAUCUGGAUUUAAUAAAGUCUAGCAAACGAGGCUGUGAUCCCUCCCCUCUUUUACGGAGAAACUGUCAAAACAUUCCAAUGGUCUGAGCUACAAUCCAGCGCAGAGAUUGCUGGCAAAGCACAAGAAACCAGGUACUACAAUUAUGGCUCUCCAACGCGCCUUGCUUCUGCUGGUUAUCCUGGCCAAUGCCAUUGACGGGCAACAGCAGCAGUUAAUGGAGUACAUGGAGAGGAGGCUCGCUGUCUUAGAGGAGAGGAUUUCCCAGUGGCAUGAUCAGAGCAGCCGUUACUCCAGUGAGCUGAGGGAUUUCAAGAACAAGGUGGUGUCCAUGUUGGAGACAGUGGAGAAAGACCGGGAGACACUCCGGGCAGAGGUGGAAAACACUGCAGUGCGGGUGGACCGAUUGGAGCGAGAGGUGGACUACCUUGAAACCCAAAAUCCUGCCCCACCCUGUGUGGAGGUGGAUGACAAGCUCAUGGAGAAUCAGGUUUCCAGUGCCAAGAAGCGUAAGAAUGAGAAGUACAACAAACUGACAGACUGCAGUGAUACUGUGUCCCAGGUGAAAGCCAUGAAAAUUCUAAAGCGGUUUGGCGGCACUGCUGGACUCUGGACCAAAGACCCACUGGGGAAUUCAGAGAAGAUCUAUGUAUUUGAUGGUACUAGCAAUGACACUGUGUAUGUCUUUCCCAGGAUGAGGGAGUUCACACUCUUCUCUGCUACACGAAAGGCUGCACGCAUAAAGCUACCCUAUCCUUGGGUUGGCACUGGACACUUAGUGUACGGGGGCCAUCUUUAUUAUAUCCGACGACAUGGUACUUUCCAGGUCAUCAAGUUUAAUCUGGCCAACAAGACUAUUGUUGACAGUUCAGUUUUCCCUGCUGAGGAGCAGAUCCCUGUGUUUGGACUUGCAUCCUACAACUACAUUGAUCUGGUGGCUGAUGAGGAGGGGAUCUGGGCUAUUUAUGCCACCCAAGAGAAUGAAAAAAACAUAGCACUGGCCAAACUAGACCCUGCAACUCUAGACAUUGAGCAAAUGUGGGACACACCGUGCCCUCGGGAGAAUGCAGAGAGUGCUUUUGUCAUCUGUGGAGCGCUGUAUGUGGUUUACAAUACCCGGCUUCCCAGCCGAUCCCGUAUCCAGUGCGUCUUUGAUGUCAGUGGCUCAAUAUCACAUGAAGAUGCUGCCCUGGUCUACUUUCCCAAGCGAUACGGCUCUCACUCCAGCAUGAAGUACAAUCCCAAAGAGAGGCAGAUCUAUGCCUGGGAUGAUGGCUAUCAACUCAUUUACCGCAUGGAGAUGAAGAAGAAGACCGAAGUCUGAGAAAGGCCUGGGGCUGUGGUGGAGAGAGCAUCAGAAACAUGUUCCGUUGCCUCCCUCCAGAUACAACUCAGCUGCCGCCUACUCAUGCACAUAACUUGUUCAGCUCCUUAGAAAACCAGCAAGCACAGACUAAACUGGACUUCCUGUUAUAUGAAAUGCUUUUAAUGCAGAAAUUGCCUGACUUGUCAAUUUUUGUUUUUCAAUUCAUUUAAAAUUGGAUUAGUCUUUUUUUAAUGAAAAAAAUAUCUUAUGUUUGAAAACAUCAUCAUCAAUAACAAAAUUUCCUGGGGAAUAGAGUCAAUCAGCUUUGGGUCUGAGGUAAGGGCAGAUGUCCCCAAAUUUUCAUGCGGCCCUAUAUCUUAGAAAUCAAAUUGGCAUCUGCCAGCCAGCACUAUUAUUUCAUAGAUGCCUCCUUUUUACAAAGACAACCCAGAAGGAUUUUAAAGAGACUGCCCAUGGGAGGGAGCGGGCAGGCACUCAUGACUCUAAGGCCAGACAAUGAGUUUGCACUGCAAUAAUAAUGAUAAUAAAGAAUCUCCCAUAGGCUUUGGUUAAUUUAACAAGAAUGUUUUUCUUGCAUUUCUUUGCCCUCAAUAUACUUUAAUUGGAGAGUCUAGGUGGCAGUUUCUUGCUUGUUUGUUGUACCUUAUUUCUAUUGUUAUAUUUAAAUAUCCCUUCUAUUAAUCAGAA
Molecule: messenger RNA, 2101 nt
Organism: Rhineura floridana
Lineage: Eukaryota; Metazoa; Chordata; Lepidosauria; Squamata; Rhineuridae
Gene: OLFML3
Product: olfactomedin like 3
Exons: 3
Coding region: 233-1411 (392 amino acids)
Biological process (GO): signal transduction
Source: RefSeq, a predicted model, not a curated record